This is a messenger RNA of Argiope bruennichi, 1210 nucleotides long. Its product is annotated as tRNA N(3)-methylcytidine methyltransferase METTL6-like. The record is from RefSeq and is a predicted model, not a curated record. The transcript is spliced from 5 exons. Lineage: Eukaryota; Metazoa; Arthropoda; Arachnida; Araneae; Araneidae. The coding region runs from base 334 to 1176 and encodes 280 amino acids.
UAGCAUAAGACAGUAAAAAUAUACUUCAACUUCAAAGCACGUGAAGCAUCGUUUUUGAUUCAAAUUAGGUAAACAAAUUGGUGACGUCCUGAACGUAAGAAACCCCCGAAUACACGUGAGGUGCAAAAAAUCGUUUGUAGUUUUGAAUUUUUAAUUGAGAAUGCAAAUAAAGUGAAUGUGUAUCUCAAUUUUUUUCUGUGUUGAAUUUUUUUAAAUUAUUUGUUUUUUCUUGAUUGAUUAUAAUUACUGAUAAAAUGCACUAUAUUAUCGAAUAUGUCAAAUUUACUAUGUUAAUAAUAUAAUCGGGGUUCUAAAGAAACAAAAACUAUCAAGAUGCAACCAGAUAUUUGUGGCCAUUAUGCUCGCAAAUUGAGCGGCGAAGAAAUAGAACAGCUAUCUAAGGAUAAAGUUUUGUUAACUGAAUUCAAACGAAAUAAGUUAGAAGCUGAAGCGAAGAAAAACUGGGAUUUAUUUUAUAAGCGAAAUAAAACAAAUUUCUUUAAGGAUAGGCAUUGGACAAAACGUGAAUUCGAAGAACUCGCCAAUAUAUCCAAAGAUAAUAAACAGAAACCUGUUUUAUUAGAAGUUGGUUGUGGUGUUGGCAACUUUAUAUUUCCUUUGAUUUCUGAAGGAACGUCAUUCUUCAUCCAUGCUUUUGAUUUCUCACCUCAAGCUAUAGAUUUACUUAAGAAGAAUAGCUUAUAUGACCCAAUUACUUGUAAUGCAUUUGUCUGUGAUAUAACUCAAGAAAUAUUAAGUGAGAAAAUUGCUCCAGAAUCUGUUGAUGUGGCUACCAUGAUUUUUGUUUUAUCAGCAAUUCAUCCUGACAAGAUGCCUUUUGUUUUAAAAAAUAUUUUUGAGGUUCUACGACCAGGUGGUAUGCUGCUAAUAAGAGAUUAUGGCCUGUAUGAUCAAGCUAUGCUGCGAUUUGGCCCUGGUCAUAAGCUUGAUGAAAAUUUUUAUGUACGACAGGAUGGCACUAGAGCCUUUUAUUUUUCUGAGGAAUACCUUCAGAAGUUAACUACUGAUGCAGGAUUCAUAGUUGUAUUGAAUAAAUAUGUUUCAAGAGAAACUGUUAAUCGAAAAGAAAACAUCUGUGUACCCAGAGUUUAUAUUCAAGGAAAAUUUUAUAAACCUGAACUGAACAAUUUAAAUAGUAAACCAAAUGAGCUGUGAAAGAAUCUGAAAUAAAUAUUGUAUUUUAUUUUUA